AUGGCGAGCCAUUCCUACCGCAUCAGCUCCAGCUACGGGGCCAGGAACUUCAGCUCCUGCUCCGCCAUCGUGCCCAAGCCCGGGGCUCGCGGCUGCACCAGAGCCCUGGCCUCCUGCGGGGGCAGCCCUGGGGGGCCGGGCUACAGGCGCCUCGGGGGCUUUGGCAGCCGGAGCUUGUGUGCAGUGGGGUCCCCACAGGUCACGGUGAGCUGUGGACGGUCCCUACGCAUUGGGGGCAGCUUUGGCUACCGGGCAGGGGGCAUUUGCGGGCCCAGCACACCCUGCAUCACGACCGUGACUGUCAAUGAGAGCCUCCUGGCGCCCCUCAACCUGGAGAUCGACCCCAACGCUCAGUGCGUGAAGCACGAGGAGAAGGAGCAGAUCAAGUGUCUUAACAACAAGUUCGCUGCCUUCAUCGACAAGGUGCGCUUCCUGGAGCAGCAGAACAAGCUGCUGGAGACCAAGCUGCAGUUCUACCAGAACCGCAAGUGCUGCGACAGCAACCUGGAGCCGCUGUUCAGUGGCUACAUCGAGACGCUCCGGCGGGAGGCCGAGCUAGUGGAGGCCGACAGCGGGAGGCUGGCCUCGGAACUCAACCACGUGCAGGAGGUGCUGGAGGGCUACAAGAAGAGGUAUGAAGAAGAGGUGGCCCUCAGGGCCAUGGCUGAGAAUGAGUUUGUGGUGUUGAAGAAGGACAUAGAUGGUGCCUAUCUGCGCAAGGCCGACCUGGAGGCCAACGUGGAGGCUCUGAAGGAGGAGACGGGCUUCCUGCAGGCCCUCUAUGAGGAGGAAAUCUACCUCCUUCAGUCACAAAUCUCGGACACCUUGGUGGUGGUCAAGAUGGACAACAGCUGGGAGCUCAACAUGGACUCAGUUGUGGCGGAGAUCAAGGCUCAGUACGACGAUGUCGCCAGCCGCAGCCGGGCCGAGGCUGAGUGCUGUUACCAAACCAAGUGUGAGGAGAUGAAGGCCACAGUGACCCAGCAGGGCGAGAACCUCCGCAGAACCAAGGAUGAGCUCAAUGAGCUGAACCGCAUGAUCCAGAGGCUGACGGCAGAGGUGGAGAACGCCAAGCAGCAGCGCUGCAAGCUGGAGGCCGCCGUGGCCGAGGCCGAGCAGCAGGGCGAGGCGGCCCUCAAUGACGCCCGCUGCAAGCUGGCCGGGCUGGAGGAGGCCCUGCAAAAGGCCAAGCAGGACAUGGCCUGCCUGCUGAGGGAGUACCAGGAGGUGCUGAACUCCAAGCUGGGCCUGGACAUUGAGAUAGCCACCUACAGGCGCCUGCUGGAGGGCGAGGAGCAGAGGUUGUGUGAAGGCGUGGGCUCGGUCGACAUCUGUGUGAGCCGUUCCCAGGGCGGCGUGGCCUGCCGGGACAUCAGUUCGACUGUUUCUCGUGGCCUGGGGGGCGUGGCCAUCAGCAGUGGCACCCUCUGCUCCCCUUCUGGGGUGGGGGUCUGCUCCAGUGCAAGAUCUGUGUGGUUUGCAUAG
Messenger RNA from Diceros bicornis minor, 1485 nucleotides. Its product is annotated as keratin, type II cuticular Hb5-like. Gene Ontology annotation, cellular component: keratin filament. Lineage: Eukaryota; Metazoa; Chordata; Mammalia; Perissodactyla; Rhinocerotidae. Gene Ontology annotation, biological process: keratinization; intermediate filament organization. The record is from RefSeq and is a predicted model, not a curated record. The transcript is spliced from 9 exons. Bases 1 to 1485 code for a protein of 494 amino acids. Gene Ontology annotation, molecular function: structural constituent of skin epidermis.